GUAGUGCGUCGACCAAUAUUCCUGGAUUUUGGUGCCGCUUUGGUCAGAAAGUACCUACAAAAUGAUUACACUAAAUGAUAAACUUACCCGAAAGGGUUUGCCGAAGGAAAAACAACCAAUAGGUGUGCCAAAAAAUCCCAAACGCCAGGAGGAGGAAUAUGUUUUUGCCGCUGAAAGCGACGAAGAGUUGGACUUGAGCAGAGUCAAGGAGGAGGAUGAUGAUGAUGAGGAGGAAAUGAAAUUCGAGGAACCGAUGCCUAAACGCAGCAAGAACACAGUAAAUGAUGACGUGAAUGUAAAGGAGGAGCCAGACACGGAUGAGUCCGAAAAUUAUUCUGAAAUGGCUAAAACUGAGGACGACACAUUAGAGGUAAAUGGUGAACGUAAAAAGCUUGGCGGUUCAAAAAGGCUUCGACUGCAGCGGAAACGUCACGCCGAAUUCUACGACCAGUUGGGCGACAAACAAAUAUCGCGGGCAGGGACGCGCCAGGAGAAGGAACUCAUGUCGCUGGUUUUUGGUGAUAAAUCAGAGAUCGUUUCACAGCUCGAAGACAAAAAGAAGACUAAAUCGAAUAAGAAAGCAAAAAAGAAGGUAAAAUCGAAACCGGGACAAUCUGAUUCUGCCGUAUGGCAUGACUCGGACGACGACGAUCAGGACGACGAUGCCAAUCGGAAGCGCAACAAGUACAAUCGCGAUCAGGGGCAGCUUACGAACGAGCGGCGCCGUAAGCAGUUCGAGCAGAUUGUCGGCAAUCCGAGAUGGGCCGAUUUGAAUCGCGAGCGGGAACGCUCGGACUCGGAGGACGAGGCGAUGCGAAAGGUAGGCCACGUAGUGAAGGGAACGACAUCGCACGUCCUGCCAAAGGGUAUGAUCGAGUUGAAAAAGCUGAAAAAUUUGAAUCGCGAAACAAAGCACGAGGGUGAAAUUACGUCGAUCAACUUCCAUCCGACGUCGAUGGUGGCCAUCAUCACUGGCAAGAGCGGAAUGGUCUCGAUCGUCGCGGUGGACGGUGUACGGAACGAGAAACUGCACACAAUCGGGCUGGAAAAGUUCAACAUCGCCUGCGCCCGCCUUUCAUCAGGCGGAAACGAGGCUAUUUUCGGUGGUUACCGCAAAUUCUUUCACGUAUACAAUUUGCUCAGCGGUGAGAGUAACACCAUAAAAAUUCCCCCACUGGAAACGUGGUCCAUGAAGAGCUUUCGCAUUUCGUCGUGCGGUGAAUAUCUCGCGACAGUCGGCGAUUCUGGAGAGGUGCACGUGCUGAGCGCGAAAGGAAAGGAACUGCUGUGGACGAUUCAGCUACGGUGCGUAUGCCAGGCGCUGGCUUUCACUCCCGACAGCCGGUAUCUGCUGUGCCACAGCAGUGACACGGAGGUUACGGUGUACAGCUUCGAACAACGCCGGAUAGUGAACGUGUUCCAGGAUGAAGGAUGUGUGAAUGGAUCGGCAAUCGCCGUCUCCCCCAGCGGGCAGUUUGUGGCGACGGGCAGCAGGCAGGGAGUGGUCAACAUUUACUCGCUGGACGAGACCAUCGAAAAGAAGUUUCCGGUGCCACACAAGUCCAUCACCAACCUUACGACCUACAUCGAUUCGCUCACGUUCAAUGCCACUUCGGAGUUGCUGGCGAUGGCCUCGUCAACCAUCCCCAAUGCGGUAAAGUUGGUGCACGUGAAGAGCGGCACCGUGUUCCGGAACUUCCCGAUUGUUGCGACUAGCUUGGGAAAUGUGACGACCGUCGAAUUUUCUCCCUCCGGUGGCUUUUUGGCCAUCGGUAAUAAGAAGAGCGUCGUCUCUCUGUUUAGAGUCAAGCAUUAUCAAAACUAUUGAAUUAUCGAAAAUAAAGUGUAGAGCUUAAGUUAUCAUACACAAAAUCUCCAUCCAUUUUGUUCCAAAAGAAA
This is a messenger RNA of Anopheles coustani, 1899 nucleotides long. It is a transcript of the gene wcd, whose product is annotated as U3 small nucleolar RNA-associated protein 18 homolog. The record is from RefSeq and is a predicted model, not a curated record. Gene Ontology annotation, molecular function: protein binding. Gene Ontology annotation, biological process: rRNA processing. Gene Ontology annotation, cellular component: small-subunit processome; Pwp2p-containing subcomplex of 90S preribosome. Bases 62 to 1828 code for a protein of 588 amino acids. The transcript is spliced from 2 exons. Lineage: Eukaryota; Metazoa; Arthropoda; Insecta; Diptera; Culicidae.